Oryza sativa Japonica Group (Japanese rice) is the source of this 2311-nucleotide messenger RNA. RefSeq names its product protein IQ-DOMAIN 5. Gene Ontology annotation, cellular component: cytosol. NCBI's taxonomy places the organism in Eukaryota, Viridiplantae, Streptophyta, Magnoliopsida, Poales, Poaceae. The record is from RefSeq and is a predicted model, not a curated record. Gene Ontology annotation, molecular function: protein binding.
UCUCAUCCUCCUCUCUGCAGCAGCAGCAGCAGAGCGUGCCACACUGCCACGCACACAAGCACAAGCCCACCGAUGGCAGCAAUAAUGCGCACGCAGUGGUGGCAGCUGCAGCUGCGGCAGUAAUGGCCGGGUUCCCGGGUGUUGGUGGUGGUGGCCACUACUAGUAGAGUAGAGUAGUAGCGAGGUGGCGUGAUGAUCCGGGACCGGGAGGAGUAGAGUAGACCACCCUUGAUCUGCAAGGCGCGCCGCUCAUUGGGUGGCCAGCGUCGACCACCGUUUUCUUGGCCCCGUCUCGCCGCGAUCUGGUGGUGUGCGGGCACGGCUCUUCUUGCCAAGAAGAACACGCACCUAGAAGUUCUUGGUUUUUGUCUCGGUUGAGGGGCGCGGCGCCAUGGGCAUCUCGGCGAGGUGGCUCAAGUCGUUGGUUGGGAUGAGGAAGGUGGAGAAGCAGCAGCAGCAGAGCAAGGAGGAUGGAGAUGGUGGGCGAGUAGCACAGAAAAGGGACGGUGCUAACCAUUUUCACUGCCAAAAUCAGCACGGUCAAGACCAUGAUAACCUUGGAGCACCAGAAGAGUUUCCUGAUGAAAAUGGUCCAUCAGAAGGUGAUAGCAAUGCACUUUCGUGCUCGGAACCCGCUUUUAGUUCACCUAACGUGCCUGUGCCUCAGACUGAAGAAGAACUCAAGGAGAUCUGGGCUGCUACAGUUAUUCAGACUGUGUUUAGAGCCUUCCUGGCUAGGAGAGCCCGUCGGGCUUUAAAAGGACUAGUUAGGCUUCAAGCCCUUGUAAGGGGUCAUAUAGUGAGAAAGCAAGCUGCUAUAACACUCAGGUGUAUGCAAGCUUUGGUGAGGGUUCAAGCCCGUGUUAGAGCAAGGCGAGUGCGCAUUGCUUUGGAAAGCCAGACGGAUCAGCAAGCUAUUCUACAAGAGAAAAUAAAUGAGACACAUGUGCGGGAAAUCGAGGAUGGUUGGUGUGAUAGCAUAGGAUCUGUGGAAGAUAUCCAAGCAAAACUAUUAAAGAGGCAGGAGGCAGCAGCCAAACGCGAACGAGCCAUGGCCUAUGCUCUAACUCACCAGUGGCAAGCAAGGCAACAUGCAGCCAUUACAGCAUUUCAACCUGACAAGAACAGCUGGGGCUGGAAUUGGCUAGAGAGAUGGAUGGCUGUUCGUCCAUGGGAGAGCCGAUUCCUGGGCUCUUAUGCAGCAGAUGGAAUUCCUGUUAGUAGUGGAGCAAUGCAAGACGAGGAAAAUGCUGUCUAUACUCCACAUAAGAAACAUGUUAGAAGACAAACUUCAACACUUCAUUCAAACAUACUGAACCAGAAGACCUGCCUACCAAACUCAGAGGGCGGUGGUUCCUCAUCGAACCGGUCUGGUGGUUCGGCAUCGGCUAAGUCAAAACUGAAACUGUCAUCCAGAGAAGGAUGUGAUGAAAUUUCGUCUCGUCCUUCGGGACUUGGAACUAGGUCGAGUAGUAAUCCUAAGGAGAGGACUGGGCAUUUAGAUCCUCAAGGAAAUAAGAGAUUCUCCUUACCUGCCAGCUGUGUCGAAGCAGGCAAGCGCAUGACGAAUAAAUCUGCGGCAACUUCUGGUGGCUACAUGGUAGCUUUUGCUGGGAGGAAAUAUGCAGCAAGAUCACCUCCGGUUUUCGUCAGUAACAGCUCAUACACCGUGACCAGCUUUACCCUGGUGUUUGAGUUCAACAAAGGCACACUUCAGAACCUGUACUGGAAAGCCAACGGCUGCUCUGCUUGCUCCGGGCAACCCUCCUUCACCUGCGUCGAUCAGAACUGCGCGAUCAGCACGGCGAACUGCACGGGCAAGGGCGGCAGCGUGGAUUGCAGCCCCGGGAUUCAGCUCGCCUUCUCCGGCACUGACAAGCACGAAGCCGUCCUCAACUCGUGGUAUGAGGUGUCCAAGCUCCGGCAGUACUCCCUGGUUGGGCUCUUCUCCAACCUCAAGGACUCACUCACCAGCCAGUUCAGCAUCUUCUUCUAGCUCCAGCAUGUUCUUCUAGCUUUUUCGAGCUCGCAUUUCUCUUCGGCCAUCUUGGUGUAUAUGUCAGUUUCGUGUUAAGGUAAUAAUGUUAUCUAUUUAUAUAUAGUCCAGUGGUUGCUGUUUGUAAAGAAAAAAAAGACGACAAAUUUUGUAAAUCAGCUCUCUGUGUAUGUACCUGGUUUUAUAUGAGACGAUAUAUCAGUUAGGGCGUGUUCUAACGGAAUGAUUGGACUUCUUAGCUACAAUUACUUGUAAGGAUGAACUAAAUAUUUUAUAGUACUCCCUUCGUUUUUUAAUAGAUGACACCGUUAACUU